This is a messenger RNA of Cervus elaphus (red deer), 722 nucleotides long. RefSeq names its product small nuclear ribonucleoprotein D3 polypeptide (gene SNRPD3). The transcript is spliced from 4 exons. The record is from RefSeq and is a predicted model, not a curated record. NCBI's taxonomy places the organism in Eukaryota, Metazoa, Chordata, Mammalia, Artiodactyla, Cervidae. Gene Ontology annotation, biological process: RNA processing; spliceosomal snRNP assembly. Gene Ontology annotation, molecular function: RNA binding. The coding region runs from base 169 to 549 and encodes 126 amino acids. Gene Ontology annotation, cellular component: precatalytic spliceosome; U12-type spliceosomal complex; spliceosomal tri-snRNP complex.
GGGAAAAGGAAGGGGGCGGGCCCUGAGCGAGGCAUUUUGGGAACGCGUGGUAUUCUGGGAGCGCGCGGCCCGCCAUUCGAGCACCUCACGCCUUCGCAGUCACUAGAGUUCCGUCUACCCUGCCACCUCUGAAAGAGGAGACCGGAGCCGGACUCUCUUCCUGCCAAGAUGUCUAUUGGCGUGCCGAUCAAAGUCCUCCACGAGGCUGAGGGUCACAUCGUGACGUGUGAGACGAACACUGGCGAGGUGUAUCGGGGCAAGCUCAUCGAGGCAGAGGACAAUAUGAACUGCCAGAUGUCCAACAUCACGGUCACAUACAGAGACGGCCGCGUGGCUCAGCUGGAGCAGGUGUACAUCCGGGGCAGCAAGAUCCGCUUCCUGAUUCUGCCCGACAUGCUGAAAAACGCGCCCAUGUUGAAGAGCAUGAAGAACAAAAACCAGGGCUCGGGCGCCGGUCGGGGAAAGGCGGCCAUCCUGAAGGCCCAGGUGGCUGCGAGAGGGAGAGGACGUGGAAUGGGACGUGGAAACAUCUUCCAGAAGCGAAGAUAAAUUUUAUCUGUUGGACAGAACUUUGCUCUUUUUUUUUGUUUUUUCUUUUAGGUUAUCUGGGUUGAGAUGCGUGCCUGUGAAUUAUGUCCUAGGUUAUCUGUUGACAUCAUUUUCUUUAGAUGUGGGUAAAAUGUUAAACUAAAUAAAUAUGAUGGUUUUUUUCUUUUUGAGAA